Messenger RNA from Drosophila subpulchrella, 3804 nucleotides. Its product is annotated as opsin, ultraviolet-sensitive. Gene Ontology annotation, cellular component: membrane. Gene Ontology annotation, biological process: G protein-coupled receptor signaling pathway; visual perception. The coding region runs from base 1096 to 2682 and encodes 528 amino acids. Gene Ontology annotation, molecular function: G protein-coupled receptor activity. The record is from RefSeq and is a predicted model, not a curated record. The transcript has 4 exons. NCBI's taxonomy places the organism in Eukaryota, Metazoa, Arthropoda, Insecta, Diptera, Drosophilidae.
UUGACACGCACACCUGUACCUCAAUAGACCCCAUGAAUUCGAACAGGCAGUCCUUAUCAAUGAAUGCCCGCCAUCACCCCAACUCACCCACCCAAAUUACAGAAACCAUUGACUGAACCAACGGCAAACCGAUACCUCUGGCCUAUAGAGACUAUCUCGAGGCAUUCUUCGUCUGCCGAGUUCAAGAACAACACACAAGUGGCCGUAAUGAAAUGUGAAUAGCCUUGGCAAAUAUGAGCCAACAAGCCAACUUAUGCUGGGUGUAAAAAUGAAAACCGCAUGCUGUAUUUAAGAGCGGCGGGAAAACACUUUCUCUUUCGCGCCUGCUCGCUCGUUCAAUUUCUUUUCAGGCAUCCUGGGCUCGGGAAAAAGGAUGCCGACAAGCAACAAUUUUCAUUGAUAAAAACACCAGCAGCUGGGUCCUGAAACUCAGUCGCACGCGAGUCUUCAGUCAGUCAGUUGGACGCUCUGGGAUAUUACGGAUGUAUCUUAAUCCCAAAGCCAUUGGCGGUAUAAUUAAAAAUUGCGUAUACGCCGCGUGUCAACAAGUAAUAGCUUAACCAUCGCACUCAAAGCCGCUUAGUCGUCAAAGGAAAGGCUUAAAAACUCUGGUGGUUAUAUUUUUAAAGCAUACCCUAUAACUUAUCCGGGUAAUCGCCGGAAAUUGAGUUAAAGUUUUUCGUGUCCGGUUGGCGCCACUUGGCCAUUGGCGUUGACCAACUUUUGGACCUCGCUGAUGAUAAACUGAGAAGUAAACUUUGUAAGGACUCAGCUCUAUUCGGAACCAAGUGGUCUUGGAAAUAAAAAAUUCAGAAUUGUAAAGGACACAAUUCGGUGGAAAAUCAGUUGCAAUGCUGGAAUGCACAAAGGGAAAUCAGUAAAGUGACCUUUUUAGUUCACGAAAACAAGAUAACUCAAUAAUCACGGCAGGGUCACCGGCGGAGAGCUAAUUGCAGCUAACCCCAUUGGCAUUUAGCAAACGGAAAAUGCUUCGUGACCGCUGCAACCACAUAGCACCACCACCAUCCGCAUCCGCAUCGGCAUCCGCGUCCACAUCCGCAUCCACACCAGUGGAACUGGUGGCAUCCCCGCCAAAUGCGGCAGUUGAGGCUCUGGCAAGUAAAUAAGCGCCAUUUUCGCGUCCACCUUUGCGGGCACGUUCUGGAUCCGGAUUGUUGGCUCUCCGAACUCGUAAAUUUUUGGGGCCUCAACCAAGUCAGUCAAGGCAUGGAGGCCAUCAUCAUGACGACCCUGCCCACACUGACGACGGAUGCCGGUGACAGCAGCAGCUUUUGGCUAACUGGAGCCCUCUCGCUCUCCGAAAUGUUGGCCAACUCGAGCCACGGCCCCACUGGAAGCACAUCCUCGUCGGCUGGAAAUCCAUCGGCGGCAUCAUCGGCGGUAAAUGUGGCCAAGGACCACGAGAAGCACGUGAAUGACAGCGUUUCUACGGGUCUAAGCAACUACAGUUCAUACCCCAGCUACAUUCACUACCGGGACAAAUACGACCUGAGCUACAUUGCCAAGGUGAAUCCCUUUUGGCUGCAGUUCGAGCCACCUAAGUCGAGCACAUUCCUGGUAAUGGCGGCCCUCUACUGUCUUAUAUCGGUGGUGGGAUGUGUGGGCAAUGCAUUCGUCAUCUUUAUGUUCGCUAACCGCAAAUCGCUGCGGACUCCGGCCAACAUUCUGGUGAUGAACCUGGCCAUCUGCGACUUUCUGAUGCUCAUCAAGUGUCCAAUUGCCAUAUACAACAACAUCAAGGAGGGACCAGCUCUGGGGGAUAUAGCCUGUCGCCUCUACGGAUUUGUGGGCGGCCUAAGUGGCACGUGUGCCAUUGGAACCCUUACCGCCAUCGCCCUGGAUCGCUACAAUGUGGUGGUCCACCCACUCCAGCCCCUGAGACGCUGUUCCCGCCUGCGCUCCUACCUAAUUAUCCUGCUAAUCUGGUGCUACAGCUUCCUGUUCGCGGUAAUGCCGGCCCUGGACAUUGGGCUAUCGGUAUAUGUGCCCGAGGGUUUCCUGACCACCUGCAGCUUCGACUAUCUCAACAAGGAGACCCCUGCCCGCAUCUUUAUGGCUCUGUUCUUCGUGGCGGCCUACUGCAUCCCGCUAACCGCCAUUGUGUACUCCUACUUCUAUAUCCUCAAAGUGGUCUUCACGGCGAGUCGCAUUCAAUCCAACAAGGACAAGGCCAAAACGGAGCAGAAGUUGGCCUUCAUUGUGGCGGCCAUCAUUGGAUUGUGGUUUCUGGCCUGGUCCCCCUACGCCAUUGUGGCCAUGAUGGGAGUCUUUGGCCUGGAGCGUCACAUAACCCCGCUGGGCUCCAUGAUUCCCGCGCUUUUCUGCAAAACGGCAGCCUGCGUGGAUCCCUACCUGUAUGCGGCAACCCAUCCGCGGUUUCGCGUCGAGGUAAGGAUGCUGUUCUACGGACGCGGGGUCCUGAGAAGGGUCUCCACCACCAGAUCCUCGUAUAUGACACGAUCCCGAUCCUCGUUCACCCACCGAUUGCGCAGCAGCAACACCGCUGAGGGAGGUGGCCAGGGGGAUCACCGGAUGGAGACCUAUCUGAUGAACAACAACCUGAUGAUGGUGCCCGAGGAGACGGAGGAGAACGAGGAGAUCGUCGUGGUGGCUGAGAUCAACAAUUCGGUGAGCAGUGUCAUGGAACAGAGUAAGUUCUGAAGGAUCUCCAAAAUAAAACCGGAUCUGCGAGGAAAGAAAGCGAGUAUUCUAUUAUUUAAAUCUCCACCAAAACUAAGUCCUACCUAAUUUUUGAUGUUUUCAAUACAAUCUUAAAUAGCCAAGGGAAUUAAUAGCUAUACCUAGUAUACAAUUUGCCCAUCUGAAUAAGUAACAUUUUCAUUGUUCAUUAAAAACUUUCGUGUAUUGUAUCACAAUAGAAUCUAUCAUGGGAAAAUCCGCAAUAUUAUUAAGUCUGAUUGAUAUGACUAAUCAUAAAUAGUAUGGAUCGACUCAAGUUUCAUUGUUGGUCUAAUCAAACUUGCAUGUGGAAAUAACCGACCGAGCAGCAGGACUUAGUCCAAGUAAUUUCUCUUUCCAACACCAGAUGGCCAUGGCAUUGUUGAGUGGGCUGAAUGCAAUGUCAUUGAUGGACCUACAAUUGAAGUGAAAAUAAUAAAUAGAAAUGAAGCAGGGAUAUCCGCCGGGCAGUGGGAAUUGGACAAGGAGCAACGACAGUAGUGAUAGUAACCAUAUUUAAUGAGCUUAUGUGAUGUUUAGACAGAGGGGGGAUUGAAUGUAGAAUGGACACCAGAUUCGAUUGACGUAUAGACAGCCGAUAAAUAGUGGGUGUACUAUUAUAUGGAGCCCAAAGGGAUAUCGAAAUUAGUACAAAGAUGUGGUGGCGAGCGGGGAUUAGAGACCGAAAUGGUAAUUUGAUAGGGAAAUUAUACAUAAUUUCAGGGAAAGUCACUCAGAACUAAGGUCAAGCCUUGGGUAUUGAAUGCCAGCAAGCGGACUUGCAGAUUGUUUGCAUUGCAUUGUUUAGUAUUUGGGGAUAGAACAAUCAUAAAAGAUUGCGGGCUCAUUGUAUUUCAAUUGUAUUAUUGUAUAAUGACAAAUUAAACUAAUUGCGUUUAUAUCUCAAUGUCUAAACCGCUGGCGUAUCUGUGUAUCUUAUAGGUAUUAUAGAUUGUAUACAAUGUCUACUCUAAAAUCGAACUAAGCAAACGACUUUGAUAAAGUCAACGAGUACUUGUACCUGUAAGAAUAAUACGAAGAAGCGAUGGUUUGCAACCAAGCCAAACAUAUAACGAAUUUAUACUCUUGAUACUUACUUAGCCG